AUUUUCUCGAACCACACAGCAGCACCACGUUCUCUCCAAUGGCCUCGUCCCAGCCGCUGACUCUCCAUCAUUCCAUAUAAGUUGGCCUAGGACGGCAGGUCUAACACCAUUCUUGGCAGGUAGGUAACCUCUAGGGUGUCGAAGCGCCUUACUCAGCUGCUCGGGUUUCAUGAACAUACAUGGCCGCGUGCGGCGGUGUGGCGUGAUAACUGGAGAUUAGGCCAGCAACAGCAACAGCAACAGCAACAGCAACAGCAGUAGCAGGAGCGGAAGCAUUAGUAGACGAGGACCCGUCAGAUCCAGUUGUUCUGUUCCGUCACUGCGGUUGACUGCUUCCGUCACUGCGGUUGACUGCUUCCGUCACUGCGGUUGACUGCUUCCGUCACUGCGGUUGACUGCUUCCGUCACUGCGGUUGACUGCUUCCGUCACUGCAGUUGACUGCUUCCGUCAUGCCCGCCAACAGGGAGCUGCUCGCGAAGCAUGUCGACCCACAUCAACCUCCUCCUGUCACCGCCACUUCAUCCCUUUCUCGAUCGCAAUAUUCUCGCGACAACAGCGAGCACCAUCAAUCUCGUACCACUGCCUCUGAUUUCACUUCUCCUUCUGCCUCUGCCGCUGCCUCUGCCGCCGCGUCUCCAGCGCUCGGUGCGCUGCACAGGCUCCUCCCUUCCGGAGCCGUUCGCGCCGGAUCCGCGGACGACCCUAAGUUCGCGUCGGCCGCGCCGCUUACCACCACCGCCGGUCCGGUAGAUCUGCGAGACCGCACCGGCGCCUGCAGCGCCAGCGGCGGGGACGGCGGCGGAAGAUGCGGCGCUUCAACAGGCGGAGCUUUCGGUCCGCGCGCUGGCGGAACCUUCCCCGCGGGUGGCGCUGGCGGCGCCGCUGCGGACGCGUUCACGUGGCAGACGGUGGAUAGCGGCGUGGCGGGCAGCUUAGGCUACCGCAUGCGCUUUAAGGACCGCCUCGGGCGCACGUGCUCCCCCUGGCAUCACAUACCUCUUAAUACCCGCAACGGACACAUGCACGUGGUGUGCACGACGCCUAAGAAGUCCUGGGCGCGCUUCGAAGUGGCUGCGGACGAGGAGUUCUCCCCGCUGCGCCUGGCGCGCAAACAGCUGGGGGGAGGAGGAGCGGGCGGCGGGGGAGCGGAAGGCGCGUGGGGGGAAGGCAGCGGCGCAGGAAUCGGCGGAGGGAGCGGCGGAGGCGCGGAGGGCGCGGGGGAGGUAAUGCGGGUUCCUUCCGGCGUGGUUCCGGUGCACUACACGUCGAACUGCCCGUGGAACGUGGUGUUGCUGCCACAAACGUGGGCGGACCCCCAGCUGCCGAACCUGGACUACCUGGGGCUGCGCUACGACGGGCGCCCGCUCGAAAUGGUGGAGCUGGGCCGCAAGGCGCGCAAGAGAGGACAGGUGUACGCGGUGAAGGUGGUAUCUGCGUUCGCGCUGGUGGAUCUGCCCACCAUGCGCCUCUCCUGGAAGCUCCUGGGCAUAGCCGUCAGCGACCGGCGCGCAAGGCGAGUCACCGACGUGGGGGACGUGCACCGCGUGAUGCCGGGCACGCUGGAAGAAGUCCGGGAGUGGCUGCGGCAGAGCGAGUGCGUGCAGGCGGGCGACAGAGAGUGGGUGUUCGGGCUUAAUGAGCGCGCGGGGGAUAGGUUUUUGGCUGGGAAGCUCGUUGCGGAGGCGCAUGCGGCGUGGCAGGGGCUGGUGGCGAGGGUGAGUGGGAGUGGGAAUGGGGAUGGGCAGGAGCAGGAGAGCGGUGCUACUGGGACUGCCACCAGCUGUGGCUCGAACGACCUGUGCCCUCCCACUCCCCCCCACACCCCCCCUCCCCUUCCCUCCACUCCGCCUCACUCCUCCAUUUCCGGUGCCUCCACUCCCUCUCUCCCCGCCACGCCUCCCCGCGCGUCCUUCUCCCCCGCGCCCUCGAGUCUGUACCGCGGGGACUCGGACGUGUCGUCCACGGGCACGGGGCACGACUCCCUUUCCGCGUCGUCAGCAGGCGCGUGGGACAACGCCUCACAGGCCACCAGCGCUGCUGGCGCUGCUGCUGCUGCCACCGGCGCCAGCAGCAGCAGCAGCGUGGGGGGUGGUACAACCCCUCCUGGUGCGGCCGGUGCCGGUGCCGGUGCCGGUGCCGGUGCCGGUGCUGGUGGUGGAGAUGGUGCGGGUAGUGGCGGUGGCAGUGGUGCUGGUGGGGCUGGUGAGCGUGCGUUGCAGGUUGAUGUGAUACCGCUGCGAGACCCCAGGGCCAGGCUGAUGGUGAGGGCCAUGAGGAAGCCAGAGGCGACGGAGAGUGUGUUCGCCUGCAAUGGGUCAGAUGAUGAAGGGGAGGAGGAGUAUGGGGAGGAGGGGGAGAGGGGGGAGGAGAGCAAGGAGGACGAUGAGGAGGAGGAGGAGGAGGAGGAGGAGGGUGAAGCACGAGGGACGGGGGAGGGAGAAUGGGCAAGUGGGGAGGAGCCAGGGCACGGUAAAAGUCGCACUGGGAUUGGCUUGGCUGGCGGCGAUGCGGCGGGUUCUGGUGAAGGCAGUGGGAGGGGAAAGGAAAAGGGUAGGAAGGGCGUUGUAACAGUGACGUGCUCGCGCCGGGAGCUGCUUCGGUUCCUGAGGUCAACGGAUCCGCGCCUCUCCCGGCCGGCCUACAUUGCUUUCAACACUGGGGUGAUUCAAAUGGACGAACAGUGGAAAGAAGAGCUGGGAGGGGGUAAGGAUGAGGGGGGCGAGUUUCCUGGCGCAUCCGCUGCUGCUGCUGCUGGUAAUGGUGCUGUUGCUGGUGCUGGUGCUGGUGCUGGUGGUGGUGGUGAUGGGGAUGGCAGUGGUGGCACCGGGAACACUGCAAGGCUUGCUGAGGAUGUCGCUGCUCAUACCAGGAGUGGUAGAUUAGACGGGCUAGUGGGUGUGGAGCUGGGGGGGUAUCACGGAGCAGCGUCUGCAGGUACAGGCAGUAACUCUGUUACUGCUGUUACUGCUGCUACUGCUGCUGCUGACCAUGGUGGUGUGAGCGGCAGUGUGGGUGACAGCAUUGGCCCUGUGAAGGGCAGUGGUGAUUUUGCUGACCGCAGAGCGCGCCACGCCCAUGAGGUGCUGGUGCAACUCACUGCAAGUAACGCAGCAGCCACUGGAGGAGGAGGGGAGGGCGAAGGGACAGGAAGGGAAGACGACAGAACCAGCAGAAGAAGUUGCCCCACCGGUUUCCUUGUUUCAAACGCACUCCCGACUCCACCAAAUCCGUCAGCAUCGUCUGCAGCAGCAGACAUUGCAACAUGUGCCGUUCCCACUGCUCCCACUGCUUUCUCUGCGCCUCCUGCCCCCGCUGCUGCUCCCUCCCUCUCCCUUCCAUCCCCCUCUAGCAGCAGCCGUGCGGCGCAGUUCAGCAGGGCGGGGUCGAGGCGGAAGCCCAAGCGCAGCAGCAUGAUCCAGGAGAGGGGCAGUGAGAGCGGGGAGAGUGAUGGCACCAGCAGCAGCAGCAGCCACAGCAGCAGCAGCAGGAGGAGCUCUGAGAACCAGGCAGGCGCACUCUCUGCUGCUGCUGCUACUACUGCUGGUAAGACUGCUGCUGAUGCUCAGGCUAACACUCCUGGCCCCGCUCCUGCUGUUGCGGCUGUUACUCCUGCUGCCACGUCAGCAGGGCAGGGGCCUACUCUGCUUGUGAGGGGGCGGAGAGUGGCGUGGGUGACCCCCAGGGCUAGUGCUUUAAGCUCCAGUCAGAAAAGCAAAGCUGGGCGUGGAGGGACCGAGGGACCGAGGGACGGAGAGACGGAGGGACGGAGGGUCUGAGAAAGGAUGGGGUAGCCAUGGUGUGGCCAAGGGCGUAGACAUGCGGAAAGGGGAAGAGGUGGGGAUGAGAGUGGAAGUGGAAGCUGUGUGAGAGGAAGAAUAUGAAACAGAACCAUGCAGACAUGCACAUUAUGUGUGCGUCUGGCAGGUUGCAUGUGUGAGUGUGUGAAGGCAGUGGUGGUAACAUUCUCUCCGUCUCUCGGCUCACCCUCUUGUCUUGUCGCUGUAACCUUUGUGUUGGCACCUCUGUGCACCAUGUAUCAGAAAUUGAAGUGUUAG
Molecule: messenger RNA, 4056 nt
Organism: Closterium sp. NIES-67
Lineage: Eukaryota; Viridiplantae; Streptophyta; Zygnematophyceae; Desmidiales; Closteriaceae
Source: the annotation of a GenBank genome assembly